UUGGGUAGCCUGGCAGAGUCAGAAGUCUGAGCCCGGCAUAGUGGUCAGCAGGCGGGACGAAUCACACUGAAUGCAAACCACAGGGUUUCGUAGAGCGGUAAAUCAUUGAAUCCCCCGCCUUCAGAAGAGAGUACGUUUUCGCAAGGAAGCAAUGGCUUCAGACAGCAUAUUUGAGUCAUUUCCUUCGUACCCACAGUGCUUCAUGAGAGAUGCCAGCACGAGCCGCCGCUUCACGCCGCCUUCCACCGCGCUAAGCCCGGGCAAGAUGAGCGAGGCGCUGCCGCUGGGCGCCCCGGACGCUGGCGCCGCCCUGGCCGGGAAGCUGAGAAGCGGCGACCGCAGCAUGGUGGAGGUGCUGGCCGACCACCCCGGCGAGCUGGUGCGCACCGACAGCCCCAACUUCCUCUGCUCUGUGCUACCCACGCACUGGCGCUGCAACAAGACCCUGCCCAUCGCUUUCAAGGUGGUGGCUUUGGGGGAAGUUCCAGAUGGUACUCUGGUCACAGUCAUGGCUGGCAAUGAUGAAAACUACUCAGCCGAGCUCAGAAAUGCUACUGCAGCCAUGAAGAACCAAGUUGCAAGAUUCAAUGACCUCAGGUUUGUCGGUCGGAGUGGGAGAGGGAAGAGCUUCACUCUGACCAUCACCGUCUUCACAAACCCUCCCCAAGUUGCCACCUACCACAGAGCGAUCAAAAUCACAGUGGAUGGACCCCGAGAACCCCGGAGACAUCGUCAGAAAAUAGAUGAUCAAACCAAGCCUGGGAGCUUGUCCUUUUCCGAGCGGCUCAGUGAACUGGAGCAGCUGCGGCGCACGGCCAUGAGGGUCAGCCCGCACCACCCAGCCCCCACGCCCAACCCUCGAGUGAACCACUCCACUGCCUUUAACCCUCAGCCUCAGAGCCAGAUGCAGGAUACAAGGCAGAUCCAGCCAUCCCCACCAUGGUCCUACGAUCAAUCCUACCAAUACUUGGGAUCCAUCACCACUCCCUCCGUGCACCCUGCAACACCCAUCUCGCCUGGACGUGCCAGUGGCAUGACAAGCCUCUCUGCAGAACUUUCCAGCCGGCUCUCAACGGCUCCUGACCUGGCGGCCUUUGGCGACCCACGCCAGUUCCCUGCGCUGCCCUCCAUCUCUGAUCCCCGCAUGCACUACCCGGGUGCCUUCACCUACUCCCCAACGCCAGUCACGUCGGGCAUCGGCAUCGGCAUGUCUGCCAUGAGCUCGGCCACACGCUACCACACGUACCUGCCGCCGCCCUACCCCGGCUCGUCGCAGGCGCAGGGUGGCCCCUUCCAGGCCAGCUCUCCGUCCUACCACCUGUACUACGGGGCCUCGGCCGGCUCCUACCAGUUCUCCAUGGUGGGCGGCGAGCGCUCGCCCCCGCGCAUCCUGCCGCCCUGCACCAACGCCUCCACCGGCUCGGCGCUGCUCAACCCCAGCCUCCCUAACCAGAGCGACGUGGUGGAGGCUGAGGGCAGCCACAGCAACUCGCCCACCAACAUGGCCCCCGCGGCGCGCCUGGAGGAGGCCGUGUGGCGGCCCUACUGAGCACGCGCGGCGCCGGACCUCGGCCCCGGCCGCCCCGCCGGCCGCCCGCGCCUGCCCCGGCUCACGCCGGGCCUCUGCCUCCUGUGCUUCCGAAGCCUCGCAGUUCGCGCCGCUGUCGGCCCUGGGCCCAUCCGUCUUCCCAGCAGGGCACGACUUGGUGUCCACAGGACCACCGUGACGUGGGCACGUUGUAAGGCAAACAGGAUGAUUCCCAGAGGGAAACUGUGAAUGCUUCUGAUUUAGCAAUGCUGUGAAUAAAAGAAAGAUUUUAUACCCUUGACUUAACUUUUUAACCAAGUUGUUUAUUCCAGAGAGUGGAAUUUUAGGGGUUGGGGGAGGGGAGCGGGAGGACACAGUUCAUCUUGUUUGGCAUCCAAUUCUUAUUUUUGAUUUUCUUUUCUGCACCUUAUAAAUUGCAAAAUGCGUAUUUGCAUCUGGAUGGUAUAUAUAUAUAUAUAUAUAUAUAUAUAUAUAUUUGCUUCUUUCUUGCUUUAACAAUUGAGAAAUAGGAUUCCCAUUUCUAUAAGUUUUAUUUAACUUCUCUUUGGGACUUACGUGUAGUUGUUUUAUUUUUUAUGUUUCUGAGACAGCUACAGCAUUGGGUCAUUUUUUUAACUACUGUAUUCCCACAAGGAAUCCCUAGAUAUUUAUAUAUCUUGAUGUUCAGACAGUUACUUAUGUGUUGAUACUUUUCUAAUUAUUUAAAUGUACUUAUAUUAAGAAAAAUAUCAAGUACUAUGCUUUUUUAUAGUAGCCAAAGUUAAAUGUGUCACAUUGAAGAAGGCUGGAAAAAACAAAUGGGUAAUGUGAUCACUUGGUUAUCUGGAAAUAUUGUUUACAUUAAACUCCCUUUCAUGUUAAUUAAACAAGUUGGUAGCUCAUGCAGCAAUGUUUUUAAUGGGAUUUUAGGAACUGAGGGUCACUCCAAGGAUCAAAAAUAGAGAAUUUUCUGCUAGGGUCAACAAAGGGUCUCAGAUCUGGCUUCUUCCCUUCAGACAGAAGGUCAGCUCUAGUCCCAAAGGGUUCAGGCAGGUGCCAAUGAUUACGCCUCUGAAAAGGACUGAAUUUCUGCCUGGGGUGUACUUACACCAUGGCCUGAUAAUUUCAGACAUGCUCUGUAACAGAACACAUCCAGUGGGAGCCGUGUGGAGUACUAUUUACAUAGGAACCAAAUGAUGAAUUUAGGAAUCCCUUAACCUCUCACUACUGGGGGCACAAGAAAACAUUUCUCUUUGAUACAAUAUUCAGUCAUUAAUGCAGAACAGAAUUUCUAGCUAUCCCCCAAAAGUAGGAGUGGGAGGGAGAAAACCAAAUAACUUUGAGGGCCAAAGGAGCCCAGCUGAAUUUUAAGAGGGUCAAUCCAAAAUCAGACCUGGAUGAGCCAGUUUCUGCCUGACUGGAUGGAAUCACUUGGGAGAACAUCAUUCUACCUGUGUAGGAAACCCAUCUGGACUGCUUGACAACACCUUUGUUUUUGCUUCGACCAGGCUGAGACCCUACCCUGGGGGUGUGUGCACUUCCAUCUGUGUGCACCAGCAUGACAGGAAAGAUUCAUGUCACUGCUGCUCAUGGCUACAAGUCAAGUGUAUCCGAUGUCACUGUAAAUUUCAUGGCACUAUUUUUAUUGGAGGACUUGGUCAGAAUGCAGUUUUGUACAACUCGGAAAUACUAACUGCUGAUUUUGACAUAUGUGUGCUCUAAAUGAUCUGGUUAUUUAAUGUACCUCUUGAAUUAGUUAAAACAAUUUCAGGUCAACUCUAAAGAGUGUUUGAAAGCAGGACUUCAGAACAGUGUUUGAUUUUUAUUUUAGAAAUUUACGCAUUUGAAUUAGAUCUUUGGCUGCAGGCAGCAAAACAGCUGGACUUAUUUAAAAACAACUUGUUUUGAGUUUUAUAUAUAUAUAUUGAUUAUUUGUUUUUUACACAGAUGCAGUAGCACUUUGGUAAGAGAGAAGCAGCUUGUGACGUCAGGUUAUUCUUAUCUAGAGAAUUAUAACAGACCUUACAGAAACUCAGAAUAUACUCAUUUUCAUUUUAGAUAUAAUGCCUCCCAAAAUUCAGUUUCAUAAAUUAUUCCACAGUAUAUUUUUACAGCUAAACUACUAUCAAAUGUUAGAGAAAUUAAAGAUAUAGUUUUUGGAAUGGACUAUUAGCCCAUUUUCCCCAAAUUAACUUAUUCUUUUCAGCACAUGUUACCAUAUCUGACCUGAGAAAAAUGCUGGGGAAGGAUGAAAGAAAAAUUUAUAUUUUUCAUCUUAAUUCUCAUAGCUGAAGAUAUUUCAACUCAAGACCAGCCUAAUAUCCUAAGCAGGGAAUUAGAUAAUCUCUCACAUCUCAAAGCCUUUAUGGAAAGGUCUUGUCACUUUGUUGUAGACUUACCAGUUUGGCAGUUCAGAGUUUCACCAACCCUUACCAACACACAUAGUUUUCAGUCAUUUCAGGGAAAAAAAAAAAAAAAUCUCCAACUGUAGUUAUUUUGGAAAUAGUUUUCACAUAUUUUUCUUGCUGAGGAAUUGUACUCACAACCUGCAGGUAAAUGAAGGUAUCUUUGUAUUCAUUGCUUCCAGGUAACGUAAGAUGUCAGCAAGAUUCUUAAUCAUGUAAUAACUGGCUGUAUCUAGGAGUUUUGGUCCAGGAGAAGAAAGAUUGAAUAAGCCAUUUGUACUGCUUAUUCCUACCACUAUAUAUGUUUCAACACAGACAUGUAUUCCACUUCUUGCUGUCCUCACUAUUUGAAUAUAUAUAUUCUCUCCCUGUCUGCCGCAUCUUCACCGUCUCCCUUUUCCUCUCCCUGCUUCCUCCUGCAAACUCCUCCUCCUCCCUCCCUCCCUCGUUCUCCCAUUCUCUGUAAGGAGAGAGCACACACCCACCCCAUACCAAAUGUCCAGAACACAAGGAGGUCCAGUUCUCCUCACUUUGCAUCAAGAACAGGGUGAGUCAGCCUUUCCCCUGCUUAUGGGUUUCUUCCAGCAGGACAGAAAUGUUUCCAGCCGUUUUGGAUCUGCUUGCUCUCCAAAAGCAGCAGCAGAAGCCUUCCCGGGUAAAUUACAAUCAGUGAGUAAACAGCCUUUCUGCUGCCUACAGUUUCUGUGCAGAUAAACAGAAAUGCUCUGAUUGGAAAGGAAAUGAAUGGUUUCACUCAAAUGUCCUGCAAUUAAGGAUUGCAGAUUUCUGUCUUGAAAUACCUGUUUCCUUGGGACAUUCCGUCCUGGCAUUUUUUUAUUUUGAUGGUUUUGCUUUUGGGGGGGAUGACAUGUUUUGGGUCUUUUAUACAUGAAAAGAUAGAUUGACAGUAAUCUCAGAAAACAUUUUUUUACAUCUGAGGAAAAUACGGUUUUGUUUACUCUAGACUAUACAUUUGCUUGGGGCUUUUUGUUGAUUUGUUUAUUUGUUGGGAAACUUUUCCCUUCCCUUCAGCCUGGUCACUAUUGAUAAAGCUGAUCCUAUGGCUUUUUUAUUUUUUCCCUUCCAGAAGGGUUGUAUCAACAAAAUUAAUUGUAUUUAUGUAUGUAAAUAGAUUUUAAGCUUCAUUAUAAAAUAUUGUUAAUGCCUGUAAUAACUUUUUUCAAUUUUUAUGUGUUUCAAAGGACUUUUUCUUAUGUUGGCUAAAUACUGUAGAAAAAAAUGCUUCUUUCUACUUUAUUUUAGACUUAAAAAUGAGAUACCCACUUUUGUAAACAGCUAAUAGCAUGGUUCCAAUUUUUUUAAGUUCACUUUUUGUUCUAGGGGAAAUUAAUGUGCAAAAAACAAAAAAGAACUGUUGGUUAUAUGUGUUAUUCUGGAUGUAUAAAAAUCAGUGGAAAGAAUAAACUUCCAAAUUGAAA
Molecule: messenger RNA, 5372 nt
Organism: Octodon degus (degu)
Lineage: Eukaryota; Metazoa; Chordata; Mammalia; Rodentia; Octodontidae
Gene: Runx1
Product: runt related transcription factor 1
Exons: 9
Coding region: 152-1549 (465 amino acids)
Biological process (GO): regulation of transcription by RNA polymerase II; neuron differentiation; hemopoiesis
Cellular component (GO): nucleus
Molecular function (GO): DNA-binding transcription factor activity, RNA polymerase II-specific; RNA polymerase II cis-regulatory region sequence-specific DNA binding; ATP binding
Source: RefSeq, a predicted model, not a curated record